AUGCAUUUCUCCAAGGCAAUCGUCCCGCUCGCCCUUCUCACUCUAUCCUCCGCCCGGCCUACAGAUGACCCAUUAGGAGAUCUUGUCGGCGGCAUCCUCACAGCCGGCGACGGCCCCGAGUCCUCAUACAGCGUCAAUCCCACAGUCGUGCAGACCGGAGCUUCAAUCGCGGCAAGCGGCAUUCCAACCGGUGUUUCUGGUCCCGUUUCUGCCUCCGUCUCUGAAUCGUCUACUUCGGCCGCCGCGACUGCAGAUACAACCUCUAUCCCGACGAAUAUCUUGACAGCCCCGGAUACGGAUCCCACUAAUAUCGGAUCAAUGUCGACGGUCGUUGAGACGGCCACGCUUCAUCAGUCGCAGGGAGCUUCGACAGCCUUGUCUGGCGUUGCGACCCCAUCGCCGACGGAUGAUCCUGAGGAUGCUGCGAAUGUGCUUGGCAGUCCUAUCUCGAUGUUAGGAAUGUUGCUGGUCCCUUUGCUUGCGCAAUAUUUCUAG
Messenger RNA from Aspergillus calidoustus, 495 nucleotides. The record is from the annotation of a GenBank genome assembly. Lineage: Eukaryota; Fungi; Ascomycota; Eurotiomycetes; Eurotiales; Aspergillaceae.